AUGCCACAAUUAUUCAUUCUCUUCUUCUUCUUCUUCUUCUUCAUUCUCUUCAUCUCAUUCUCCAAAGCUGAUCCCCUCCAAGACUUCUGUGUUGCAGACCUCACUCUACCCCAAAGCCCGGCCGGAUAUUCUUGCAAGAACGUCUCCCAAGUGACUGUCGAUGACUUUGUCUUCACCGGCUUCCGCAACCCCAGAAACAAUUCAAAUACAAACAUGGCCUCAUUGACACCAGCCUUCGUUGCUCAGUGGCCAGCGCUGAACGGCCUUGGUAUCGCAGCAGUGUACGCUGAGCUUGCACCCGGUGGCCAAGUCCCGAUCCACUCCCACCCCGGCGGCACCGAGCUCAUCGUGGUAAUUGAAGGGACAGUCAUAGCUGGCUUCAUCUCAUCAUCAAACAAAGCUUACACCAAAAAAGUGGAUACCUUUGAAGCCAUGAUCUUUCCUCAAGGUUUGCUGCACUUUCAGGUGAACACCGGGAGUGUUAAGGCAAAGUAUGUAGUUAGCUUCAGUAGCUCUAACCCUGGAGUGCAAACAACCUCAAUGUCGUUGUUUGGGAAUGACUUGCCAUCUGAGAUAUUGGAGAAGGUGAGCUCUAUUGAUGUUGUUGAAGUGAAGAAGCUCAAGGCCAUGUUUGGAGGAACAAACUAA
Dioscorea cayenensis subsp. rotundata (Guinea yam) is the source of this 648-nucleotide messenger RNA. Its product is annotated as germin-like protein subfamily 3 member 3. The record is from RefSeq and is a predicted model, not a curated record. Gene Ontology annotation, molecular function: manganese ion binding. The coding region runs from base 1 to 648 and encodes 215 amino acids. The transcript has a single exon. Gene Ontology annotation, cellular component: cell wall. Lineage: Eukaryota; Viridiplantae; Streptophyta; Magnoliopsida; Dioscoreales; Dioscoreaceae.